Momordica charantia (bitter melon) is the source of this 2260-nucleotide messenger RNA. RefSeq names its product transmembrane 9 superfamily member 8. NCBI's taxonomy places the organism in Eukaryota, Viridiplantae, Streptophyta, Magnoliopsida, Cucurbitales, Cucurbitaceae. Gene Ontology annotation, cellular component: membrane. Gene Ontology annotation, biological process: protein localization to membrane. The record is from RefSeq and is a predicted model, not a curated record.
ACAACAGGCGGAAAAUUAAAUCCUCCCCUCUCGGAUCUAUAGCGCCUUCGUUUCUCUCCUCUCCCCUUCCCCUCUCCCUCGCCAUGGCGACUCCGAGAUCUCCAUCGAUUCGGAACUUGUCCAUUGCUGCCGUCCUCUUGCUUCUGAUUCAUGGAGUCAACUGCUUCUACCUCCCCGGUGUUGCCCCCGAGGACUUCGAGAAGGGAGAUGAAUUAAAAGUGAAAGUAAACAAAUUGACGUCAACAAAGACUCAGCUUCCCUACUCGUUUUAUUCCCUCCCAUUUUGUCGUCCAGAUAAGAUAUUGGACAGCGCAGAAAAUCUUGGCGAAGUUCUUCGAGGUGACAGAAUUGAAAAUUCCCCCUAUGUGUUUAAAAUGCGGGAACAUCAGAUGUGUAAUAUUGUUUGCCGGAUUAAACUUGAUGCUAAAGAAGCAAAGGAAUUCAAAGAGAAGAUUAAUGAUGAAUAUCGGGUCAAUAUGAUUCUCGAUAACCUUCCCCUGGUUUUUCCAAUCCAAAGGCAGGACCAGGAAUCACCUGUUGUUUACCAGAUGGGUUACCAUGUUGGGCUUAAGGGCCAAUAUACUGCGAGCAAAGAUGAGAAGUUCUUUAUCCACAAUCAUUUGGCAUUUACAGUCAAGUAUCACAAAGACAUGCAAACCGAUUCUGCGAGAAUAGUGGGAUUUGAGGUCAAACCAUUUAGCGUGAAGCAUGAAUACGAAGGGAACUGGAAUGAUAAGAAUACUCGUCUAACAACCUGCGACCCGCAUGCAAAACAUACAGUUGUUAACUCCAACUCUCCGCAAGAGGUUGAUGAUGGAAAGGAAAUCGUAUUUACUUAUGAUGUUGAAUUUCAGGAGAGUGAAGUGAAGUGGGCUUCUAGGUGGGAUGCGUAUCUUUUGAUGAGUGAUGAUCAAAUCCAUUGGUUUUCUAUCGUCAAUUCAUUGAUGAUUGUUCUUUUCCUCUCCGGCAUGGUUGCAAUGAUUAUGCUACGCACAUUAUACCGUGAUAUUUCCAAGUACAACGAACUUGAAACCCUGGAAGAAGCCCAGGAAGAGACCGGGUGGAAGCUUGUCCAUGGGGAUGUUUUCAGGCCUCCUAAAAACUCAGAUCUGCUCUGUGUGUACGUUGGAACUGGAGUUCAGUUCUUGGGAAUGGUUGUUGUAACAAUGAUGUUCGCCAUCCUCGGCUUCCUCUCCCCCUCGAACAGAGGUGGACUUAUGACGGCCAUGCUCUUGCUCUGGGUUUUCAUGGGUCUUUUUGCCGGUUUUGCCGCGGCCCGUCUCUACAAAAUGUUCAAGGGUACAGAGUGGAAGAAGGUUGCCCUCAACACCGCAGUCAUGUUUCCUGCCACCAUAUUCGCACUGUUCUUUGUUCUAAAUGCCCUUAUCUGGGGCCAGAAAUCAUCCGGAGCUGUGCCCUUUGGAACAAUGUUUGCUCUAGUUUUUCUAUGGUUUGGAAUCUCAGUUCCCCUUGUUUUCGUCGGCAGCUAUGUCGGGUUCAAGAAGCCCGCCAUUGAAGAUCCAGUGAAGACAAACAAAAUCCCCAGGCAAAUCCCAGAGCAAGCUUGGUACAUGCACCCAGCCUUCUCAGUUCUGAUCGGAGGGAUCCUUCCAUUUGGGGCUGUUUUCAUUGAACUCUUCUUCAUCCUCACCUCAAUUUGGCUGAACCAGUUCUACUACAUUUUCGGAUUCCUGUUCUUGGUUUUCGUUAUCCUCCUCAUCACCUGCGCUGAAAUCACCAUUGUUCUGUGCUACUUCCAGUUGUGCAGCGAAGAUUACCUAUGGUGGUGGAGAUCUUACUUAACCUCAGGCUCAUCUGCCCUUUACCUCUUCCUCUAUUCCACCUUCUACUUCUUCACGAAGCUCGAAAUCACGAAGCUGGUCUCUGGGCUGUUGUACUUUGGGUAUAUGCUGAUUGUGUCGUACGCAUUCUUUGUGCUCACGGGAACCAUUGGCUUCUACGCAUGCUUUUGGUUCACAAGGCUCAUCUACUCAUCAGUGAAGAUUGAUUAAUGAACUACUCGAAGCAGACAGAUCGACCAAUCAUUUUGCUCCAUUUCCUUUUGCAGGAUGCCGAAAUUAUAUUCUUGUAAGAUUUUGAAAUUGAAGUAUUACUAUGAUGAUGCUUUCAGAUGUAACCUGUUGUACUCAAUUUUGAAUGAUGACAAUUCUGUUGCCAUAGCCAAGAUCAUUUGUUCAGGGAUUCUUCUGUUAUCUACCUUCAUGUUGACAAAUGGAUUCUCAAUCUUUUGAAAGGAAAA